AAUAGAUAAAAGUUAUAUUUGUGUCAGAGCUAUACAAAACAAAAUUGAUUGCAAUUGCCGCAGAAGCUCCAAAUUUGAGCUUAACCUAGAAUCACUUUUAAAUGGCAGAAUUGCUUUUAGAAAAGGCAACCAAACAUAAUGCAAAAUGCUAGAAUCAAGGUGAAGGCUUGCAAACGUGAGUCCAUCGGUUCAAAACGCAAUACCAAACACCCAAAUUCGCUUAUUCCAUAACUCACUUUCAACUUUCAACCUAAGUCUCCGUAUUCAUUCAACUCAGUUUAACUGAAAUCUUUUGGGAGUGAAAUUAAUUUUUUCAGGCACAAAGUUUUACUGUUAGGUCAUUCGUAGGACGAACCUUGGACGCAGCUUAUCACUGCACCAAAGCUUUUGAAGGCUGUUUUCAGUUUCCUGCAAAGUGCAAGUUUACCGAAUUCCAUGGAUGAUGAAGACCUGGCUACAGUGCACAAAGUGCCAUCUGCUCUCAUAAAAGCGAUAAAGUUUGAGGUUUUAACUGGAGAAGAUAUAGAGAAGAUCUCAGCCUUGGAGAUAAAUGCACCCGGACAAGUCACCUGUUCUGAUCUGGGACUUCCAAAUUCUUCUUAUGGGUGCACGACAUGUGGUUCAAAAGAUAGAAAGUCCUGUGAAGGUCAUUUUGGAGCAAUCAAAUUUCCUUUUACCAUAUUACAUCCAUACUUCAUGGCAGAGAUUGCAGAAAUCUUGCAAAAGAUUUGCCCUGCAUGUAAAUCUAUUCGACAAGAAAUACGUGUUAAGCGUGCUAAAUCACUCCUUGGAUACAAUAAUCAGCCCAAAGGUUGCAAAUAUUGCUGUGGAAAUGGUAUGGGUCGUUAUCCUGCCAUGAAAUUCAGAGUUUCAUCCAAUGAUUUCUUCAGGAGAACUGCAAUCAUUGUUGAAGUAAAUGAUAUAUCUUUAAAUAAGAAAAGAAAUUUGGGGCGAGGAUUGCCCGCUGAUUAUUGGGACUUUAUCCUUGGAGAUGUUCAACAAGAAGAAAAUCAUGUAAAUAGAAAGGUUUUAUCACCCGUUCAGGUUGAGAAUUUAUUGAGUGGUGUUGAUCCGAACUUCAUUGAAAAGUUUAUUCCAAGUAUGGAUUUGGUUGGUCUCAGUUGCUUCCUGGUGGCACCGAAUUGUCAUCGUGUGACAGAAGUCCCUCAUCGACUUUCGGGGGGGUAUCCAUUGAGUUUCGAUAAUAGAACCAGGGCUUGCAAGAAAUUGGUUGAUUUCAGGGGUACAGCAAAUGAGUUAAGUUCUCGUGUUUUGGAUUGCCUGAGAUUUUCCAAGAUAAAUCCCGACAGAACGCCAGUUAAUAUUUUUACUGAGUUGCAACAAAGAAAAGUUGGAGAAAAUGCUUGCAAUUCGUCUGGUUUAAGAUGGAUGAAAGACGUCGUUCUUGGAAAACGGAACGACUGUACGUUCCGUACCGUGGUUGUUGGUGAUCCAGACCUCGAGCUUAGUGAAAUUGGUAUACCCUGUCAAAUUGCAGAAGCUUUGCAGGUUUCUGAGUAUGUCAAUCGGCAGAACAGGCAAAAUUUGCUUUAUUGUUGUGAGCUGCGUUUGUUAGAGAAGGGGCAGAUAAAUGUUCGCAGAAACGGUAAUCCAGUAGUUUUGUAUAAAAAAGAAGAUUUGCAGAUAGGAGACAUAUUUUAUCGGCCUCUUGUUGAUGGGGACAAAGUGUUGAUAAAUAGGCCUCCUUCCAUACAUCAACACUCGAUGAUUGCUCUCACAGUUAGGGUUCUUCCAAUAUCUUCUGUAGUAUCUAUUAACCCAAUCUGCUGCUCACCUCUGCGCGGGGAUUUUGAUGGUGACUGCCUUCACGGGUAUAUUCCACAAUCUGUUGGUGCAAGAGUGGAGCUUAAUGAGCUGGUUGCUUUGGACAGGCAACUGAUUAAUGGGCAAAGUGGUGGAAAUUUGCUUUCACUUUCCCAGGAUAGUUUAACUGCUGCACAUUUGCUGUUGGAAGAUGGUGUAGGUUUUAAUAUUUACCAAGUGCAGCAGCUUGAAAUGCUCUGCAAUAAAGAAUUAACAUCUCCUGCAAUUUUUAAAGCUCCUUCAAGUAAUACCCCGUUUUGGAGUGGCAAACAAUUGUUCAGCAUGCUUUUGCCUUCUAAAUUUGACUAUGCCUUUCCUUCAAAUGAUGUUUUUGUUAAAGAUGGGGAGCUGAUAUCUUGUUCUGAAUCUUCUGGGUGGUUACGUGAUUCAGAGAACAAUGUUUUCCAGAGUCUUGUGGAACAUUUUCAAGGGAAGAUAUUGGACGUAUUGCAUGGUGCACAGAAAGCUCUUUGUGAGUGGCUGUCUAUGACAGGGUUUAGUGUUUCCCUCUCAGAUCUGUACCUUUCUUCUGAUUCCUAUGCGCGGAAAAACAUGAUGGAGGAAAUCUCCUAUGGCUUACGAGUAGCAGAACAGGCUUGUGAUUUCAACCAGUUAUUGGUAGAUCAUUACUCUGAUUUUCUUUCAGCAAGUCCAGAAGAGAAUGAAAAAUUUGUGACUGUUGAUGUGGAUCGUCUGAAUCAUGAAAGGCAAAUAUCUGCUGCUCAAAGUCAAGCGUCGGUUGAUGCUUUUAGACAUGUUUUCCGCAAUAUUCAGAGUUUAGCUGAUAAGCAUGCGUGCAAGGACAAUUCUUUCCUUGCUAUGUUUAAGGCUGGAAGCAAGGGUAAUUUACUGAAAUUAGUGCAACAUUCCAUGUGCCUUGGACUGCAACAUUCUCUGGUUCGCUUGUCAUACAGAAUUCCCCGUGAACUUUCAUGUGCUGGUUGGAACAGUCAAAAGGGACUUCAUUCAAUGGAGAUGUCUUCAGAUACUCUUGAACCAAAACAGUCUUACAUUGCUCAUGCCGUGGUUGAAAGCUCUUUUCUUACUGGGUUGAAUCCACUCGAAUGUUUUGUUCAUUCAGUGACAAACCGUGAUAGCUCUUUCAGUGACAACGCAGACCUUCCCGGGACAUUGACCCGUAGACUUAUGUUCUUCAUGCGUGAUAUGUAUGAUGCGUAUGAUGGAACAGUGAGAAACUUAUAUGGCAAUCAACUUAUACAGUUUUCUUAUGAUGCUGAAGAGGAUUCAUCUUGUGAUAGCUAUUUUCGAGAGGAUAUUAUAGGUGGCGAGCCAGUUGGAGCGCUUUCUGCCUGUGCGGUUUCUGAGGCUGCAUACAGUGCUUUGAGUCAACCUAUUAGUCUACUUGAAGCAUCACCGUUGCUGAACUUAAAAAAUGUUCUAGAGUGUGGUUCAAGGAAAAAAGGUGGUGAUCAGACCGUGUCUUUAUUUUUGUCUGAGAAAAUUGGUAAACAAAGAAAUGGGUUUGAGUAUGCAGCACUAGAAGUUAAGAAUUAUUUGGAAAGAUAUAUGUUCUCAAACAUUGUUUCUACUGUCAUGAUAAUAUUCACCCCACAGCAUUGCAGUCAAGUCAAAUACAGUCCUUGGGUUUGCCAUUUUCAUUUAGACAAGGAAAAUGUAACAAGAAGAAAAUUAGAAGUGCAUUCUAUCAUUGACUCUCUUUACCAACAAUAUGACUCCUUCAGAAGAGAGUCAAAAGUCAUUCUUCCCAGUUUGAAAAUAUCAAGCAACAGGAAAUGGUGCGUAGAUUACAAGGCUAAUGAAGGUGGAGAAACCUCUGUUGGUAAUGAAAAAGACGGUGAAGAUUGCAUCACUGUUGCAGUUGUCGAAGACUCUAAGAAUUCUGUACAACUGGACUCUGUUCGGAAGAGUCUGAUACCUUUCCUUCUGCAAACAGCUAUAAAAGGAUUUUUGGAGAUCAAGAAGGUUGACAUUCUCUGGAAGGAUCUGCCAAAAGUAACGAAAUCUUAUAAUGGUUCUGCUGGUGAACUAUACUUGAGGGUUACUAUGUCCAGUGGCAAUGACAAUGGUACAUUCUGGGGUAGGCUGAUAAAUCACUGCCACAGAAUAAUGCCGUUGAUUGACUGGACACGAAGUCAUCCCGAUAAUAUUCAUCAUUUCUGCUCAGCCUUUGGAAUCGAUGCAGGGUGGCAGCAUUAUUUCCAUAAUUUGUCAUCUGCAACUUCUGAUACUGGCAAGUCAAUCCUUCCUAAGCAUCUGCGUCUUGUUGCCAAUAGUCUUUCAGCUAGUGGAGAGUUUGUGGGAUUAAAUGCUAAAGGAAUGGCACGGCAAAGAAAACAUGCAUCCGUUUCAUCACCCUUCGUGCAAGCAUGCUUUUCUAAUCCUGGUAGUUCCUUUUUAAAAGCUGCGAAGUCUGGAAUUGUGGAUAAUCUCCAGGGCAAUCUAGAUGCAUUGGCUUGGGGAAACUGUCUGCCCAUGGGGACAGGUGGACAGUUUGAUAUCAUAUACUCAGAGAAGGUAGAGGAGAUUAAUAAGUCUGUAGAUGUGUAUGGCCUGCUAGAAACCAGUUUUAACCAGAUGGACCAAGAGAUUAAUAUCCCUCAAUCUCGCAAAUAUUCAUCUGGAAAAUGCAGUUCAGAUUUUAGGUCUAAAAAUGGGGGUUACACCCCAAAAGAGCCUAAGCAGUGGAAAAGUGUUUUAAGAAAUUUCAUGACUGCAAAUGAUAUUCAGAGGCUUACUUUUGAUGCAAGGGUCAUACUGAACAAGUAUCAGAUUGAUGAGACACUAAGUGAGACGGACAAGUUAACAAUAAUGAAGGUUUUGCAUUUUCAUCCUCGUAGAGACGAGAAGUUUGGCUCUGGACCACAAAACAUAAAGGUUGGAUGGCAUCCUGAGUUUACAGACAGCCGUUGCUUUUUUAUAAUACGAAAGGAUGGGUCUGUUGAAGAUUUUUCAUACCGCAAAUGCAUUCUUGGUGCUCUUGAUAUUAUUGAUCCGAAAAAGUCAAAGAUCCAAAGGAACAGAUGGUCGGGAAAUGGUGAUAUGGAAGCUAAAAAAUGGUCGGGAAAUGGUGAUAUGGAAGCUAAAAAAUGGUCGGGAAGUUAUGACAAGGAAGCUAAAAAAUGGUCACAAAGUUAUGACAAGGAAGCUAAGAAAUGGUCAGGAAAUGAUGAUGUGGAAGUGACUAGCAUCUGAUACGACGAAGUCACAAACUAUUAUGAGGUCAUCUUUUCUCUGAAUAAGUCACUGUAACAUACAGGUGGAAGGGUAAUUGAUUAGUAGUGCCACAACUCUAGAGUUACAAAAUACGACGUUGUUUUUCUACCAUUGAUUUUUAAAGGUUGUCCCAAAUCAAUGGUAGAGAGGCACUGUUGUCAUUUGUGCGUUUGGAGUUAUGUAAUUGGCAUUACUCCUGCCAGGAGGUGCAUAACCUGGACUCUUACUCUGUUGUGUAUUAUCUAGUUAGAAUUAGUAGUAGCCAACUGAAAUGUAGCUUGAUGAAUUUAGCUCCUCUGAUAGUGCCAGUGCAGCGAAUCAAGAUGAAAAUUGUGCAGCAGGACCUAUUGAAACAAAGGAUGUGAGGCAUUGAAGGGAGUAUACAAGUUGAAGGGAAUGACUGUACUUUUUUUGCUUUGUUGUAACAAUUAACUUUCCUUUUUUAUCAUAAAGAUGGAAUGGGCGCUAAAUCUUGAGAGCUUCUUUUUGCUACUUUCACUAAUAUUUUUUUGCCUCUGAUUACGUGAGGCAAAGAAAGAACUAGUGGAAGUAGCAACGGGAAGCUUGCAAACUGCAAAGAUUUACCCCCCAGACCAAAUGUAUUUAUGAAAUAUGGUAGUUAAACUUAAAUGUAAUAAUUGUGUAUCCUGCCCAGUUCAAGCACCAUAAUUGUCUCCUAUAUACACAAAUUGAAUUUACAUUCUGCACAUUCUUAUGGUUUAUUAAUUUUGCUUGAAUAUACAUCA
Messenger RNA from Medicago truncatula (barrel medic), 5765 nucleotides. RefSeq names its product DNA-directed RNA polymerase IV subunit 1. Gene Ontology annotation, molecular function: DNA binding; DNA-directed RNA polymerase activity. The transcript is spliced from 17 exons. Lineage: Eukaryota; Viridiplantae; Streptophyta; Magnoliopsida; Fabales; Fabaceae. Bases 436 to 4998 code for a protein of 1520 amino acids. The record is from RefSeq and is a predicted model, not a curated record. Gene Ontology annotation, biological process: DNA-templated transcription.